AUGGAGGAGACGGUGGAGAUGGAGGCGGAGGCGGGCUAUGAAGAAGACGAUGGAGAUGGAGCCAUGGAGGAGACGGUAGAGAUGGAGGCGGAGGGCGGCUGUGAAGAAGACGAUAGAGAUGGAGCUAAUUCUAUUGGAAACCUGAGGAUGAAGGCAAACCACCGGCGACAAUCUACACACACCGGAGAAGCUAUGUCUUCAUACCGAAUGCCGGCGUCAAACCCAAACCUAAACCUUAAACCCUCGAAAAAGAAUGUCAUUCACAUCGGUGGCAUACCAAUCGAGUUUCCGUACCAACCAUACGGCUCACAGUUGGCUUACAUGGGCAGAGUAAUCGCAACACUCGAUCGAGCUCAAAAAGACGGCCAUUUUCAUGCCUUACUUGAAUCACCUACUGGUACUGGGAAGUCUUUGUCUCUGCUUUGCUCGGUUCUUGCAUGGCAGAAGAAUCAUCGGUCAAAGCCUCAAUAUGGCAAUAUUUCUCACUCGAAACCUGAUCCGGAGGCUCUGGUUGAUCCGUUGGGUCACGGUGGGGGUUUUGUUCCUGAAAUGGAGCCAUCAGGAAACCUGAUGCCUACUCUUUCUGAGUCAAACAAUACGAAGCAGAAUAAAACAAGAGGUCCUGUCAUCUACUAUGCCACGAGGACACAUUCACAAAUUAGUCAAGUCAUCAGCGAAUUUCGGAAAACAAAUUACCAUGUGCCUAUGGCAGUUUUGGCAUCUAGAAAACGCUACUGUACAAACGCUAAAGUACGUGGGCAAGAUAAUAUUGACGAGACAUGUAAGCUACUUCUCAAGGAACGUGGACAAAAGAAAGUUGGUUGCCCUGAAUUUGGGAAUGCAACCAAGAUCAGAUCGCAUCCCUCUCUCAAAAAAGGUGGCUGCUACGAAGUCCAUGAUAUUGAAGAUCUUCUUAAAGUUGGAGAAAUGGUAGAAGGUUGCUCAUAUUUUGGAGCACAAGCCAUGGCAGAAGUGGCAGAAAUAGUUUUUUGCCCAUACAGCUAUAUUGUUAAUCCACAAAUUCGAAAAGCGAUGGAAAUAAAUGUUAAAGGAAAUAUUAUCAUUCUUGAUGAAGCUCAUAAUAUAGAGGAUGUAGCUCGGGAGGCUGGUAGUAUAGAUGCUGAAGAAGGUGUUCUGAUUCAAUUACAGAUGGAACUAGAAAAUCUUUGUCAAAGUGAUCGAGUAACACAUGCUGAUCAAGUGGAAACUUAUCAGCCCUUAUAUGAAAUGAUAGAGGGUAUUAUCAGUUGGAUCAGGCGGAAGAAAAAUUCCUUGGGGAAGCAUAGUUUUCACCAUAAUGCGUCAUGUUGGACUGCUGAUAAAGCUUUGAAAGAACUUCAAGAAGCAAACAUAUCAAAGCAGUGCUUCCCAAGCUUACAAGAUUGUGCUACAAAGGCAAUUAAAUUUGCUACAGAUGCAGACCCAGAGGUUGAUUACUUAAGUGGCAUGCCCUGCACAGUAUUAGAAGGUCUUUUCUCUUCACUUAGCUACUUUUUCUCGGAAGAUGGAAAACACAUCUGUGAUUAUCAGCUUGUAUUGCAAUGUCAUAUAAAAAAUGAUGCUGGACUUGGUGCUUCCGACUGGCCUUGUACUUUUAGUUUGUGGUGCUUGAAUCCAGCUCUUGUGUUCAAGAACAUGGCUGAUAUUUCUCUUUCGGUGAUUUUAACAUCCGGGACUUUGUCACCAAUGAGCUCUUUCCAAUCUGAACUUGGGGUUCAAUUCGGGACCUGUCUUGAAGCUCCACAUGUUAUCAAUGUGGAGUCACAGCUAUGGGCUGGUGUGAUUCACAGUGGGCCAGAUAAUUACCCACUGAAUGCAAGUUACAAAACAUCUGAGGACUAUGGUUUCCAGGAUGCACUUGGCACAUCUCUGGAAGAAAUUUGCAAGGUCGUCCCUGGUGGUUGCUUAGUAUUUUUCCCGAGCUAUAAGCUUAUGGAGAAAUUGCGCAGUCGAUGGUCUGAAACAGGUCAAUGGUCUCGACUAAAUGCACAGAAGCCCAUCUUUGUUGAGCCAAGAGGAGGCCAGGAUGAUUUUGAGAAUGUUCUGAAUGGUUAUUAUGAUACAAUUCAUCAGAAGAAUAAACCAAUGAUUGGAAGGAGAAGGGGUAAAAGGUUGGAUGCUAAUAGUUGUAAUGCAGCAAGGAGCAAAGGGAACUCUAGGACGGGAGCUGCAUUUCUUGCUGUCUGUCGAGGAAAGGUCUCCGAAGGAAUUGACUUCUCUGAUGAUAAUGCUCGAGCGGUUAUAAUUGUCGGGAUUCCUUUUCCAAAUGUGUUUGAUAUCCAAGUAGCAGAAAAGAAGAAAUAUAAUGAUACAUAUAAAUCGUCUAAAAACCUUCUUAGUGGCAACGAAUGGUAUUGUCAGCAAGCUUUCCGAGCACUGAAUCAAGCAGCAGGUCGUUGCAUCCGACACAGAUUGGAUUAUGGAGCCGUAAUCUUCUUAGAUGAACGGUUCCGUAAAGAAAGAAAUUUAACAUACAUUUCAAAGUGGAUAAGGAAAUCCAUUAGACAGUAUGACAACUUUGACCAGUCAUUGGAGGGAUUAAAGUUAUUUUUCAAAGACAUAAAGGUUGAGAAUGAUGUAAAUGCUAUGCAGCAGGUCGAUGUUGAAACCAUUGAUGUGGAGGAGCCAAAAAACUGGUUCACAGAAAUGAAGAACCAAAAUGUAAUUAAAUCCAAACCAAAAGGACAAAGAUCUGUGAUGAAUGGUGUUGCAGCACCUGAAAUAGCAACUAAGAUGAAAAAGUUUGCAAUUGCAACUAGAAAGUAUGACUGCUCCUCACCACUGUCAAUGAACUUAUCUCCUAAUAAUUUCGAGCUAUCAAUUGUUAACGAAACCCCGAGGACUGACGAUGGUAUUGCUAUUGAUAUGACAUUGCCCCCUAAUGACCAUGAGCCGUGUAUUGUGAAGGAAACACCAAUCGAGGAUGCGGGUCCUACUUAUCUUGAAUCUGUCUCUGAGGAUGAGUUCUCUAAUUCAACCAUAAUCCAAACAAAGUUUCCGGAUCAGCUGUUAUCGCACUCUUUUUCCUCUCCUUGCUCUACUUCUGCUUCUGGAUGUGUGGUUACUCCUAAAAAUGAGCACGGGUCUCAAAACAGAUCACCUUUAGAUUUGAGUGUCAAUUCACAUAUUCAUAAAAGAAGAAAGUCUUCAACUUCUCUAGUUAAGAUGGAGAAUUUUGAUUCUCCAGAGACAUCAUCUACCACUUGGAGUGAUGUUACAAAGAAAGAAAUAAAAAUAUCUUGUUCACUCUGUCGAAGUUCUCUAGGUCUUGUAGAGAAUAACUAUAUUGUUCCUUGUUCCUUAACGUCAUCGUCUAAAGUGCACCUGACAUCAAUUUGGAAAGGCAAGUUGGAGAAUCCAUCAAAGGGUCCGACAAGUGUACCUAUUGUGGUAUCUGACAUUUCAUCAGUUGAUCGAAGAAUCUGGGAAAGAAGUUCUGAAGGUGCUAUUGGGCAAGGAAUUUGGAGUAAAGAAGAUGGUUGUGUAUUUAAUACAAUUCUCUGCCCUUUCUGCAGUAAUCAAGACAAUUGCCUUGGCUUACAUGUCGUUGCAACCGAUUCAUCCAAUGUGCAGUUUCUAAACAAGGUACUCUUUUAUUCUGAUAGACUGAAAAUCCAACAUAUCGAUGCAUCAAGGAAUAAGGAACUCUCGCCAUCUAGUGUUAGAAGUUGGAGUAAAAGCGUUGUACAGCAUCCAUUUGAGAAAUUUGCAUAUGUAUCUCAAGAAACUAACCCAGGAGGCUGGAGAACAACAAAAUCAAAGAUGCGACUACCAAAAAAAGCCCAGAUUUCGACCAUAAAACAUUGAUGCCUAACCGAGAUGUAAAUUCUAAAUCUCUGGAAAAAAAUAGGUAUGACGUCAUUUUUGGAACGUCCCCACAGUACUGGUCCCACCAUCAUCAUGGAAGACGUAAAUUGCAUGUUUUAAAGACAUGUAAAU
Molecule: messenger RNA, 3939 nt
Organism: Cynara cardunculus var. scolymus (artichoke)
Lineage: Eukaryota; Viridiplantae; Streptophyta; Magnoliopsida; Asterales; Asteraceae
Product: regulator of telomere elongation helicase 1 homolog
Exons: 30
Coding region: 1-3807 (1268 amino acids)
Biological process (GO): nucleotide-excision repair; double-strand break repair involved in meiotic recombination
Cellular component (GO): nucleus
Molecular function (GO): DNA helicase activity; hydrolase activity, acting on acid anhydrides, in phosphorus-containing anhydrides; DNA binding
Source: RefSeq, a predicted model, not a curated record